UCUUCUUCCUGAGCUCCGUAGGCCCGAACGAGAAUGUCGUCACCCCGUUGGGUAUGGUCUCGGUGCUGGUGUUUAUCAUCUUCGCGGGCUUCAUAGUGACCAAGAGCCAAAUUCCAGACUACUUGAUCUGGGCGCAUUGGCUCAGCCCGAUGACGUGGAGCAUUCGAGCCCUCUCGAUCAACCAGUACCGCUCGGACAACUUGGAUGUCUGCGUCUACGACGGCGUUGACUACUGCAAGGACUACGGCAUGACCAUGGGUGUGUACUACCUGGACCUGUUUGGCCUCGAGACGGAGAAGUCGUGGAUUGUGUACGGCAUCAUCUACACGCUUGCGAUGUACGUCCUCUUCAUGUUCAUGUCCUUCUUGGGGCUUGAAUACCUCCGCUACGAAGCCCCUGAGAACGUUGACGUGUCUGAGAAGACAAUUGAGGAUGAAUCGUACGCGAUGCUGGCGACGCCUAAGAAUGCUGGAGCGGCCAACGCAUCGGGGCACUACGUCGUGCAGCUUGACGACCGUGAGAAGAACUUCACCCCGGUGACGGUGGCCUUCCAAGACCUGCACUAUUUCGUGCCCGACCCGAAGAACCCGAAGCAAGAGCUCGAGCUGUUGAAGGGUAUUAACGGUUUUGCUGUCCCUGGAUCGAUCACCGCGCUCAUGGGCUCUUCGGGAGCUGGUAAGACGACGUUGAUGGAUGUGAUCGCUGGCCGCAAGACCGGCGGUAAGAUCACGGGCAGGAUCAUGCUGAACGGCUACGAGGCCAACGACCUCGCCAUUCGCCGCUGCACGGGCUACUGUGAGCAGAUGGACAUCCACUCGGAAGCUGCCACCAUUCGUGAGGCCUUGACUUUUAGCUCGUUCCUGCGCCAGGAUGCAUCGAUCCCGGCCGCCAAGAAGUACGACUCGGUGAACGAGUGCAUUGAGUUGCUCGGACUUGAAGACAUUGCCGACCAGAUCAUCCGCGGCAGCUCCGUGGAGCAGAUGAAGCGACUGACGAUCGGUGUGGAGCUUGCUGCCCAGCCGAGUGUGAUUUUCCUGGACGAGCCGACGAGUGGUCUGGACGCGCGCUCCGCCAAGCUGAUCAUGGACGGUGUCCGCAAGGUGGCCAACUCGGGCCGCACUAUUAUCUGCACGAUCCACCAGCCUUCGUCGGAGGUGUUCUACCUGUUCGACAGCCUGCUCUUGCUGAAGCGUGGUGGUGAGACCGUGUUCUUUGGUGAGUUGGGCCAGAAGUGCAGCAACCUGAUCGACUACUUCGAGGGAAUUCCCGGCGUGGCUCCGCUACCUGUCGGCUACAAUCCGGCGACAUGGAUGCUGGAGUGCAUUGGUGCUGGUGUGGGAAACACUGCUGCCGAUGCUACGGACUUCGUGCAAUGCUUCAGGAACAGUCCGCUUAACCGUGCGUUGGAGGCGAACAUGGCAAAGGAAGGCAUCAGUGUUCCGUCGCCUGAUCUCCCGGAGAUGAUCUACACCGAGAAGCGAGCCGCCGACUCCAAGACGCAGAUGAAGUUUGUGGUGUGGCGCUUCAUCGUGAUGUACUGGCGUACGCCCAGCUACUCUCUUACGCGGAUGUACCUGGCGCUUUUCUUGGCGAUUGUCUUCGGCCUGAUUUUCGUCGACGUCGACUACGCGUCGUACUCGGGCCUGAACUCGGGCGUGGGCAUGGUGUUCGUCGCCGCGCUCUUCCAGGCCAUGAUGACCUUCCAGAGUGUGCUUCCGCUGGCCUGCGCCGAGCGCGCCUCUUUUUACAGGGAGCGUGCUUCACAAACGUAUAAUGCGCUGUGGUACUUCGUGGGCUCGACUGUGGCUGAAAUCCCCUACUGCUUCUUCAGCGGAGCUCUCUUCACGGUCGUCUACUACCCCUUCGUGGGUUUUUCGGGUUUCGCCAAGGGUCUGCAGUUCUGGCUGGCGAUCUCGCUCAUGGUUCUCAUGCAGGUCUACAUGGGCAUGAUGUUCGCCUACGCGAUGCCAAGUGAAGAGGUGGCGGCUAUCAUUGGUCUGCUGUUUAACGCUGUGUUCAUGAUGUUCAUGGGGUUCAGCCCUCCGGCCUACUCCAUUCCUUCUGGCUACACGUGGCUCUACAAGAUCUCGCCGCUGCGAUUCCCGCUAUCGAUCAUGGAGGCGCUGGUGUUCGCCGACUGCGAUGAGCUGCCGACCUGGAACGAGACCACGCAGUCGUACGAGAACGUGGGUUCCCAGCUCGGAUGCCAGCCGAUGGCGGACUCGCCGGCUACUGUCGGCCACAUCACGAUCAAGGAGUACACGGAGCAGUACUUUGGCUUCGAGCACGACGAUAUCACGCGCUACUUCUUCGUGGUGAUCGGCUGCAUCAUUCUGUUCCGCAUCCUCGGACUGAUCGCGCUGCGCUACAUCAACCACCAGAAGCGGUAGACGGACCGAUGCGCUCGAGCUGCUCGAUCGCAGCCACACUGCAUGAUGGAUUUUUGCAUGCUUUGAUACAUUUACACCAACAAUACAAAAUCUGUCUUUGGUUUCCACUUUCUAUUGUUUCACAAGUUGUUGUUGUGAUUCACAACAGUUUUGAAUCGAUUCGUAUCUCAAUGCCAAGAUGUGCUAACGGCCUGCUGUAGCUGCCUUACAAUCGAUUCGUGACUCAAUGGCCAGGAUAUGCUGAUGGCCUGCUUACUUAAGUACCUUACAACGCGACAGCUGCUGGCCACCUUUCCGCGAGGAUACCUUUAUCCGGCUCGUUAAACCGCGGCAUCAUCUCGCGGCGGGUCUUCAGAUGCCUGGCAGCAGCACUGCCAUCAUCACGGUCGUACGCUCGACUGCUUCCAUCUCGCUUUUGUUGUCUGUUGGCCAGGUAGCGCUGGUAUCCAGUCUGCAAAGCCAGCACCCUGUGUAUCGCGAUGGCCCGCGCAGCAUGUGCUGCACCCUGGUAACGCUUGAAACCCUGAGGUUUCAUGUGGUGCUUGCCAAAACAGGCAACACGGUGCAAAUCGCUGUGACGGUUGCUCGCGGCAUGGCGUGCGCCCCAAGCUAUUAUAGUGUCGGCCUGUUCUCCUUAGCAGUGCAUCCGGUAGUGCAGGCCAAUUGGAUCGCACGACAACAUUCAAUCCUGUCCAGCAAAUGGAGACUUUCACUAAAAAAAAGUCUCAGUAUUAAAGGGUCCUUCACUUUCCUUAUUAUACAAUUUGUAGGACCUUCGCGUACAUAGGACCUUCAGGCAGUGAAGGGACGCGACGGUUGGACAGCCAAUCACAGGCCGUCUGAGCUGCGAUAUGCUCCGAUGAUGGCACCCAUUUUCUAUUUUCGGCUAGUUUUGGCAGCAACAGUUAUCACCUAGCCCGCGCCGGAUGACGGCGAGCUCUUGUUAUUUGUGGCAGCGGCCUCACCGUGCCACAUAGGCUGCUUCACACAUUUUCGCUCGAAACUGAAGUUCGGACCCCACAAACAAACCCAUCUCGCCACGGCCCGCCGCCACAAACGUCAAUGCGGUAGCGAGCGGUAGACGCACCGCGCGCGGCUUACGGCCGCUUCAACCUGGCCAAGCUGCACCGUUUACCCUCGGCGCGCACGAAGUCAUCCUCGUCCGGUCGUCCACCCCGUUGUUUGACAGCGGCCCGCAUUGACCCGGGCCAGGCCAAAUCGAGGCCGGUAACCAGGCAGUCAUUCUCCAUUUUCCUGCUUAGCGCUCAGCCAGCAGCCAACAUGGAAUUAUCCACACAGCCGUCGCCGACCACGGCCAAGAAGCUCGGCCUCGAGUCGGGCCAGGCCCUCAUGGCCGAGGGCCCGCAGGUGCUGCACCAGUACGUCGCCACCAAGAUGUGCGCAAGGAGAUCCUCAAGAACGUGAGCGGCAUGUUCGCGCCCGGCAGGAUCACGCUGCUGCUG
Phytophthora sojae is the source of this 3853-nucleotide messenger RNA. RefSeq lists its product as hypothetical. The transcript has 2 exons. The record is from RefSeq and is a predicted model, not a curated record. The coding region runs from base 150 to 2390 and encodes 746 amino acids. Gene Ontology annotation, biological process: transmembrane transport. Gene Ontology annotation, molecular function: ATP hydrolysis activity; ABC-type transporter activity; ATP binding. Gene Ontology annotation, cellular component: membrane. NCBI's taxonomy places the organism in Eukaryota, Oomycota, Peronosporomycetes, Peronosporales, Peronosporaceae.